AUGUUCUUCGAAUUUAACAUGAAGUCUGUUAAUUGGAGCCCAGAUCUCGUAGUCGUGUGGGGAGAAGGAGAAGGAGAAGAAGAAGAAGUUGGAGAAGAAGAAAGUGAAGAAGGCGAAAGUGGAGAAGAAGGAGAAGAAAAAGGAGAAGAAGGAAAAGAAGGCAAAGAAGGAAAAAAAGAAGAAGGAGAAGGAAAGAGAAGAGAAGAAAAGAAACAAAAUGAGAAGUCGGAUCUGAACGCGAUGGUCGAAUAUGCCUUUGAGCAAGUACGUGUUCCAACUGCACUAGGAGAUCUCUUUUCAAUGAGCUAUCGAGGAGGAGUAUUCCGUCCCAUCUACGAAGAAACGGUCAACUCUCUUAACAAGAUGCCAAUAGACAAGUUGUUCGACGAAGAUGUCAGCGGGAUUCCACUCCUGGCAGUUCCCAACGACGACAACACGCGAUACGUUAUCUUGGAAGGAGUGCAUCGCUUCGCUUCGCUGUUAUCGCGAUCUCUCACUGAAGAAGAGAAGAACAUUGAAAUAAAACUCGACGUGAUCUAUGUGGGAGAGAGGAACUUCGAGGGUCUUCUACGAUACCGAUAA
Molecule: messenger RNA, 582 nt
Organism: Caenorhabditis remanei
Lineage: Eukaryota; Metazoa; Nematoda; Chromadorea; Rhabditida; Rhabditidae
Exons: 3
Coding region: 1-582 (193 amino acids)
Source: RefSeq, a predicted model, not a curated record